AACGCCGCCAACAUGUCUACUACUCCUUCACCCACAAAGAGAACACCAUUGUCUUCUAAAACGUUUAACAUCUCCCCUACUCCUUUGAAGAGACCAAAUCCAGUACAUUUACCUUCCAGAUUGUCACCCACUAAAAGGUUAGCGCCAGCAAGAAACACACCAUCUCCGCCAAAGAAGAGCACUGGUUUAAACUUUACUAUUUGGGAAGACAAGACUGAAAAGCCCGAAUUCCCAGAGCAAGAAUACCCUUGUUCAAACAAACAAAAUAAUCAUGACCAAGAAAACAUUUUACAACCAAAGAAGAAUGAUAUAAUAAGGUCGAGUGUAAGAUCACCCUUGGCUGACUUGAGCAUUAAUGAAUACCCUGGCUUUGUAAGCUAUGGAGGCCCUGAAUUUAAAUUAGGUGAAUUGUACCAACCACCUAAUUUCAAUAAUGAAUUCAAGUCAUUACAUAAACAUCUGAGCUUACCAAACUAUUUAACACCCAGUAGAAAACACAGCGGUAGAGAUAAGUACUUGGUUGUGUCAGGAACCACUCCAGAUAUUGAUGAAACUGAAUUGUUGUUAAUUGAAAAGCAACAAAGAUUAUCCAACAAAGUCAUUAGAAAACAUACCCGAUCAUUAUCCGUUGGUAAGAACGAGGCAAAGUUAAGCUUAAUUAGAAAGAAUAAUUUUUCAAUCUUGUCUAAUUAACAUUUUUUUGCUACGCAUUUCACUUCUCUCCAUUGUUUACACACAUGCAUUUAGAAAUACCCUUGUAGUUACGACCUAAUAUAAAUACGC
Molecule: messenger RNA, 783 nt
Organism: Spathaspora passalidarum NRRL Y-27907
Lineage: Eukaryota; Fungi; Ascomycota; Pichiomycetes; Serinales; Debaryomycetaceae
Exons: 1
Coding region: 13-693 (226 amino acids)
Source: RefSeq, a predicted model, not a curated record